This is a messenger RNA of Pleuronectes platessa (European plaice), 1837 nucleotides long. It is a transcript of the gene enoph1, whose product is annotated as enolase-phosphatase 1. Gene Ontology annotation, molecular function: magnesium ion binding; acireductone synthase activity. Bases 275 to 1060 code for a protein of 261 amino acids. NCBI's taxonomy places the organism in Eukaryota, Metazoa, Chordata, Actinopteri, Pleuronectiformes, Pleuronectidae. The record is from RefSeq and is a predicted model, not a curated record. The transcript has 6 exons.
GGAGGAUGAACCGACACCUGAACAUGUGGGCAGCUCUCCGCUCCUACGGCCGCGUCACAGCUCCAGCUGCCAGGUGAUGGAAACAACAGGCAACCGACGGCCCCGCACCAACUGAAGUGUCCCGCUUGUUUUCUCCGAGUCUCCUCCGUCCCUCCUGCUCUCCUGCCCGGCUCCGCUGCACAGCCACAGCCGGUCCGACUGCUGCACCGCGCCGCUGCUAAUUCAGCUAAGGUUAGCUAAAGGGCUAACCAGCUGCUUGCAGGCUCCCCCAAAAAUGGCCACUGUUCCAAUUCCUGCUGGGACCAGUGCACUCUUACUGGACAUCGAAGGCACCACCACACCCAUCACAUUUGUUAAGGAUAUCUUAUUUCCAUACAUCAGGGAGCAUCUUGAGGAGCACCUGUCGAAUCACUGGGAAGAAGACGAGUGCAAACAAGAUGUUCAUCUUCUAAAAAAACAGAUUGAAGAAGACAUGAAACAGAACCGGUCGUGUCCUGUCCAUGCCGUGGACCAGACGGUUCACACAGAUGAGGAGAAGGCCAUUAGAGAAGUGGUGGAUAAUGUGCUGUGGCAGAUGGCGGCAGACAGGAAGUCGACAGCACUCAAACAACUCCAGGGUCACAUGUGGAGGUCGGCGUAUGCUUCAGGGAGAAUCAAAGGCGAGAUCUAUCAGGACGUAAUCCCAUCCAUCAAAAGAUGGAAAGGACAGGGCCUUAAAGUCUACGUAUACUCCUCUGGAAGCGUGGAGGCACAGAAACUUCUGUUCGGACACUCUGUCGAAGGAGAUGUUUUAGACUUAUUCGAUGGUCACUUUGACACCUGUAUAGGAACUAAAGUGGAAGGAAAAAGCUACGAGAAAAUUGCAGCGAAAAUUGGCUGUCAACCGGAGGAAAUCACGUUCCUGACAGACGUCGCUCGAGAGGCCAAAGCAGCCGAAGAAGCUGGGCUGAACGUGCUGGUGGUGGUGAGAGCUGGAAACAUGGAGCUGACCGACGAGGAGCGGGCCAACUACAAACUCAUCACAUCCUUUAACCAACUUGAACUGAUGGGUCGAGUUUAACGCAGAGGAAGACGAGAGGAACUCCUCUGACUUCCUGUCAUAAUGACCUUUUCCUUCUCCUCUUUGCCCCCACCCCUCCCGACAAACCCCUUUUUUUGCAACCCUGUUGUUUUUAUCUUUGGUCAAAGUUGACCGCUCCGGCGGUGGAGCGGAUGCUGCUGGAGUUGCAGUCAGCCAUCAGCAGGGCUAACGAGGUCCAUCUUUCCAGUUUCAGUACGCCUUUCACAUCAAUGGAAACAUACACAGAGUGGAAAAUCACUCACAUUGGACCUUUGCUUUGACUGGGAAGACGACAGAAAGCUGUAGAUAUGACGUGUGAGAUUCCCCUUCCUUUUUACCUUUUUAGAUGAACUGUAUUUGAUCGCCACUCCUGAACGUCAUCAGUGUUGAUCGAAACGUUCCAACUGUCUGUGUGUGCAAGCAAGCAUAUUGUAUUUUGUCACCAUUUUGUAUACAUUGUCCACUUGUUUCCUCCCUCCACGUGUACACGCGUUGCACAUGUAUGAUGUAAUAUCCUGUAGUCAAAGUGUAAUGUUGUAGAAAGUAGAACAGUGUACAUGUAGAUGCACCCAGCAGAGGUGCUGCCAAGAGAGAGUUCUCAAUUCAAAACGUGCUGGAAUGUCUGAAUGUGUCUAUUUAACUGUGCCAUCGUAGUUCAUAUGUGAUGUCGGUUUCUGGAGUAGCCUGAAGUAGCUAAAUCUCUAAUUUAUGUGUGAAACAACAUUGUUACUGUUCAGGAAAAUGACUUCCAAUAAAAAUGCCGUGGCUCACACACAA